UGCAUUUGUUUGCGUUCAGCUCUUAUUACAAAUCCCAGGACAGUGUCCGGUCAUCGUAUAUGAUAACUACUAUAUACUCCCUCCAUAUACACACAGCAUCAGCCUCUAUGCACACGUAGGAGGAUUCGGUGCAUGCGCAGAGCAACUAGGAAGUGACCCGAGAAGCAGCAUGUAUCUCUCCGCCGCCGUCCGCUCCAUGCUGACCGGACUCAUACUGUGUAGCCUGAGGGUUGCAGCGACUCAGCAGCUCCGCCACCCUCCGACCAGGAUAGCGGUUGUUGGAGCCGGAAUUGGAGGAACAUCGGCAGCCUAUUUCUUACGUCAGAAGUUUGGGAAAGAUGUCCACAUUGAUGUAUUUGAGAAGAGUGAUGUUGGUGGCCGACUGGCUACGAUCGAGAUGGAAGGGAACCAGUAUGAGGCUGGGGGGGCAGUGAUACACCCCUUGAAUCUCCAUAUGAAAGCCUUUGUUAAAGAUCUGGGUCUGAGUCCACGCACACCUUCUGCAGAUCUGCUGGGAAUUUACAAUGGGGAUGAGUUUGUUUUUCAAGAGAGUGAAUGGUUCCUUAUAAACAUUAUAAAAAUGCUGUGGAAUUAUGGACUGAAUUUCAUUCGAAUGUACAUGUGGGUGGAAGAGAUUUUGGAUAAGUUCAUGAGGAUUUACCGCUAUCAGACGUUCGAUUAUUCUUUCUCCACCACAGAAUCUUUACUGCAUGCCAUGGGUGGCGAUGACUUCAUAUCAAAGCUGAACAUGACCAUAGAUGAAGCGAUGCAGAAAUCUGGCUUCACACAGAGGUUUAUUGAUGACAUAGUGGUUCCAGCUAUGAGGGUCAACUACGGGCAAGGAGUUAAGAUCAAUGGGUUUGUUGGUGCUGUUUCUCUUGCUGGAACUGACUCUGGACUGUGGGCAGUGGUGGGUGGGAAUAACCUGGUUUGUAGUGGCCUCCUAUAUUCUGCAAAAGCCCAGCUAAUUCAGGGCACUGUCACUUCUGUGCAGGAGAAAGUUCGCUCUACAAAGCCUGGAAAUAUAGUGACACUGUAUGAAAUAAGCUAUAUAACGGACACAGGGCCUGGGUUGGACUUGUAUGAUAUUGUAGUCAUCGCAACACCGCUCAACGGGAAUCUUGGUAACAUCAAGUUUGUGGGCUUUGACCCACCAAUCAAAACUUUUUCCAGACCUUACCAACAGACAGUGACCACAUUUGUUCAUGGACGGAUCAAUGCUUCCUUCUUUGGAUACUCCAAAUCAUGUCAGUUUCCGCUAUCAGAAAUAUUAACUACAGAAAACCCCAAACUUUUUAUCCACAGUAUUUCAGCCGUGUCUCCAGUUAAUCCAGUACCAGAAUCUGAUGCAUCAAAAGCUUCAGGUCUCAGAGUCUGGAAAAUCUUCUCUCCGGAAGUCCUAAUCGAUGAACAGUUGCAUCAGCUGUUUGAGUCUUACCAUGCAGUUAAAGUGAGAAGUUGGUUGGCUUAUCCAAAAUACAGCCCACCAGAGAAAAUGCCACCAAUAAAACUUCACCGUGCAAUUUAUUACCUGAAUAGCAUUGAAUGGGCAGCCAGUGCCAUGGAGAUGAGUGCCAUCUCUGCCAAGAAUGUGGCGCUUUUAUCUUACCAUCAGUGGUAUAGAAAGGAUGAUCACAUUGACCAAGAGGAUUUAGCAGAACGGCUAAAGACUGAGCUAUAGAUUUUUUUAUUUAUUUUUGUCUGACAUAAUUAUCAAUGUUCUAAAACUACUGAAGACAAAUCCACCUUUAUUUUGAGAUAUUUACUUGAUAGUUUUUUUUAAACCUACCUAAAACCUUCGAACUAAGUAUAGGUGGGCCAGAUUCUACUCCCUUGCUAGGUCCCCUCAGUCCCAACCCAGCCCAGGGAGUUAAGACCAAGGGACACAGAAGAAACGGGAGCACCACACAUUAAGAAAAGUAUGGUAAUUUCCUUAUAAAGUUAAAGGGGUUGUAAAGGUAAAAAAAAAAAAUCUCUAAAUAGCUUCCUUUACCUUAGUGCAGUCCUCCU
Rana temporaria (common frog) is the source of this 2010-nucleotide messenger RNA. RefSeq names its product prenylcysteine oxidase 1 (gene PCYOX1). The coding region runs from base 170 to 1681 and encodes 503 amino acids. The record is from RefSeq and is a predicted model, not a curated record. The transcript has 6 exons. NCBI's taxonomy places the organism in Eukaryota, Metazoa, Chordata, Amphibia, Anura, Ranidae. Gene Ontology annotation, molecular function: prenylcysteine oxidase activity. Gene Ontology annotation, biological process: prenylated protein catabolic process; prenylcysteine catabolic process.